This is a messenger RNA of Salvelinus sp. IW2-2015, 4913 nucleotides long. Its product is annotated as zinc finger matrin-type protein 3-like. The record is from RefSeq and is a predicted model, not a curated record. NCBI's taxonomy places the organism in Eukaryota, Metazoa, Chordata, Actinopteri, Salmoniformes, Salmonidae. Gene Ontology annotation, molecular function: nucleic acid binding; zinc ion binding.
AUGCUUGUCAGAAUAAGAGGACUGUAAUUCUCUAAUUAAAAUAUGAAGUUCUUAUGAGUUAUCUUCAACCUUUCUCCAUUCAAAGACUAGUCAUGCACUUGAUUCCACUGCAUGAGGCAUACACUUUUCACUCCAUAAUUGAUGUGGCAGAGGUGACAGUAUAAAAGGCAUGAAAUAACUAUAAGUAUGUGAKAAACACCUCUCACUGUGAAGGGCUAUUCAACMUUUGAAGGUUCUUUGUUAUUUUCUUCUUCUGCACAGAUACCAAAUGAUAGAAUUAGAACCCUCUCCUUUAAAACCACAAAAUACUUUUCUUAUUAAGCUACUUCACUCCAGACCCAAGGCCAUCCCUCAUGAUACAUGGCCAAUGACUCUAUACUCAUUAAUAUUUGCAUUUUACUUGAGAUCCCAGUGUUAAGUCUCAGGAGGAGUGUUUUAUACCCAAGAUUCUAAAAUAUUACUUUUACUUUGACCUUGGGCUAUGACAAUGUAGGUUCCUGACUAUUUUGGGGAUUAGGCUAUAUUCUCCAAUGAGCAUGUGAUUCAGGUUUGUCUCCUUGUUACUCUGCAUGGGGAAAGAAAAGCAGUUUACAGUAUACUGCACUACAAGGCUAAGCAGAUUAGCAGUUUUGUUUCUACUUCAUUGCAAAACCCAGAAAACAUGUAUAUAAAGUGAGCUAUUUUCUUGGAUAAUUUUUUUCACACUCAUAUUUSAGAAUUUUCAGGUGUUUGGAUGACAUUAUGUCAUUUAUCAGAAUAACAUUGAUGUACACAGUGGGCCUAGUAUUGCCGGGAAAAUAAUUUAGUUUGUUAUCGGAAAGUUCCAUUUCAAGCAUGCCAUUCACUUGGUGUCACUGCAUGGCUGCUYGAAUCAAAAACAUCCCACACUGUUAUUGGGUCUCCAAUCCGAGUUGAUGCAGCAGAAACAUCAGACAUGAGCACAGCCACUGACCCAUCCCCCACAUCAACCCUUAUGCAGAAAAAAUGUGGCCACACAUGAUUGCCUGAAAUGUAUCCAGUCAAGCAGGCAAUAGUCUGUUUGAAUCAGCACCAGAUCAAGAGAUYAUUGAGGAACUUAUUUUCGCAAGGAGCAGAGCCCAUGCUUGACUGCAGGGGAAGCGUAAUUUUCACAAUGACCACUGGACUGUGAAACCCACCAUUGUUCUAUUUGUUAUUGUCAGUUUCACUAGGGAGAAAUGAACACAGUUGAUGACUGUAGUUCUUGCUUCCUCCCAAUGUUAUACAGCCAUUACAUGGCUAUGAUAAGUGUAGAAUCCAGUCUAAUACAUACUUUGCCAUCAUUGCAUUGGCCCUCAGGACCAGAGUCUAUGCUGACGCCUUCAAUGAGCCUUUUUGGCCAGCAACAGCCGUUGUUCCAGCCAAUGCCUUCUACACAUACCCUUGGACCCCCUCCACAGACCCUCAGGCCGUCUACACCAGUGGUAGUGGCCCCGGACCCCCUCCUUUUCCCCCUCUACAGCCCUCUGUCUGCCAAACCACCCGCUCACCUCCAGCUGAUGCAGGGCCUCCCCUGCSCUGUCCCACCUCCAACUGCCCAGGUGGCCCUCAGCACCAAGCCCCAGGAGGAAGAGGCUCAGAUCGGGGCCACAGACCAGGACGCUACCUUGGAUGAGCUGUGUAAGCCUCUGUACUGCAAACUGUGCAACGUCACCCUCAACUCUGCCCAGCAGGCACAGGCCCACUACCAGGGUAAAAACCACAGUAAGAAGCUGAGAAAUUUUUAUGCAGGCAGCCAGCAGCUGCCUGCCAUCAGGAUUCCGYAGGUAAUAGAACCAGUUUCCCAGCAACCCCUCACGACUCCACCAACUGAGAGUGCAACUCCAAAACAGCCGGUGUCAUUUAACGGUGCCAGCAGGGUGAUCUUAGCCACGGAGAACGACUACUGCAAGCUGUGUGACGCCUCGUUCAGCUCACCUGCCGUGGCUCAGGCACACUACCAGGGCAAGAACCAUGCCAAGAGACUGCGGCUGGCUGAGGCKCAGCAGAGCAGUAGCAUCAUAGAGUCGACUGAGUGUGUCCAGAGGCGUCCGAAGAAAGAGGGGAGCGAGUACAAGUUGAUCAAGAACCGCAGGACCUCACAGGUGCCCCCUGCCAUGCCAGCCCCCUACUACAACCCACGGCCCAGGCAGAGGAUCCCCAGAGACCUGGCCAUGUGUGUGACGCCCAGCGGCCAGUUCUACUGCUCCAUGUGCAAUUCUGGGGCCAGCGAGGAGGCCGACUUCCGCCUUCACCUGGAGAGCAAGCAGCACAAGAGCAAGGUGUCGGAGCAGCGCUACCYCAGCGAGAUGGAGAAUCUGGGCUACACUUAGGAGGGCAGCGCCGCAGCACGGGGAGGAGAGGGGAAUGGGGGGGAUUCACACUGAAUUUUUGAAGAGGUUGGGGAGGUUUAUCUCACAAUCGGUUUCCUUUCCCCAGUUUAAACCUUGUUAUUACUUGAGUUUGAGUAGCUGAACAUUGCUGAACAUGUGUAGUAGAGGAAAGCAAAGUUCUAUUACAGGCUUCUACCAGACCAGGUGAAUGUACUGUGAUUGCGAUGACAAUUAUUAAGRGAUAGGUAUUUUUUCAAUUGUAAAAAUCUGACUGACUGUUCUCUUUCCUCAUGUGUGUUUACAUGGGUUUGGUAUGACUCCAAGCAUCUUGGACAUGCCAGUCAASUCAACCUCUGGUCCUGGUCCCUUAUUAUUUUGGGAUGCUAUAAAAGCCAGCUGCUGUAAGCCCUUGACUUCCCUAUGGGAGGUGUGCUUUUCGAAGAGCAGAGUAACUCAGGAGAAUAUAGAGCAGGRCAGAGAAGGACUAGCUUUAAUUGGGGGGAUUUAGGGUUAUUUCCACAUGACCUCUACUCUGUUUAAUUUAGAGAAAAGGGAAUUUAGACUGUUCAAAGCCCAAUUUGUUCAGAGGAGGAACACAARGCUUGAGUUCUUAUUCCCAUAUAUCUACCCCUUAAUCCAGUGCAUGUGUACAAGUAAAUCUAGGCAUUCAUUGUCUGGUUCUUUUUUUUAUCAGUCACAGAAAAAUGAUCGCUCGUUAACAGUAUAUUCUCUCUGGCUCUCAGAUGAUGUGUUUUUCUGUGUCAUAAAUGCUCUUGUAACCUAUUUUAAAAUGGCCUUUUUUGUAGUUCUAGUCAGACCAUGGUUUAUUUGUUUUAAUUUAACAUUGCCUUUUGAUUUAUAAGAUUUACUGUGUAUUGUUUUCUCUUUAUGAGUGUUUGUUUUUAUAGACAAUUAGCCAGAGAAAAUAUCUACUGUUAUCUAAUGUAGGGGGGAGCUUCAUSUGCAACAUCACUUUAUUUGUAUACACUUGAUUAUACUUUAAUAUUUCACUGUAUAAAUUAUGUUUGUGCAAUGUACAUGUGUGCAUGAUAUUAUCAGAAUAUACAUAUAUUUAAGUACUCAUAAUAUGCUACUAGUGGGAGUGGAGGAACUAGGCCAGUUCGCAAGAGAUAGAGAAGGGACCAUUAUAUUGGGCACAAGGUAMUGUAUGGGAAGGAGUGGGUGGAGUUUCAUACUGAUUGAUUGAUUGAAUUUGUUAGAUAAUUAAAAGUAGCAGGCURCUCCAGCCGGAGACAACAUUACACGAUUACAGGAUUUGCUUUAAUUAUUGUUAUUUGUUAAAGUUCUAUUGAUGUGUCUCGAUCUGAUUUGUAUCAAAUGUUUACAGAGAGUGGUCUAAAGGGAAGUCGAUCACAUUUAAUGUUGGAUCCAUUCACAUGUUGCCCGUUCCUUAAACCUAAUUUGUCAUGUAUUGCGAUGGCCUACUGGAACUCUCCCAGCAAUCUCAUCAUCUCAGCUUUUUCAAGCUGUUUUAAUACAUAUUCAGUGCCUCUCAACAUUCAUUUUGUGAUGGACUGCACCCAGGGCUAUGAUUUUCUUGGGAGUUGAAACCACUCAUUAAAUGGGAUACAUUGAUUAUGUUACACAUUAAGUGAUCUAUAUUGUUCAGAUUAACCACCCAGAGCAAAUAAGCUAUUUCUAUCUGAAACUAGCACAGCAGUGGAAUUAACCACUUUCAUAAUGAUAUGUAACAUACCCCUUAAAAGGGGAGUGUGUAUCUCACAGAGUAUACAGUGUGGGUCUGAGUGCAAUUCGUUAGUCCWAUGUUAGUAGUCAUCUCAUUCAAUGCCCUAUUUCUGUUUAAGUAAGUGGAGUUGUGUUUGACUGCUGCUACACAUCCAUCCAUGCUAGUUUUAUGGCUGUGGCUGUGCAGUCUCUGUCCUCUGAGGCAUUAGGCAGGAGCCAUUCCUUGCUGGGAGUAGUGUAGUGCUGUAGCAGCACAUCUGUUUGCCGCUCUAUCAGGGAGUGGGACCUGGCAUGGGAACAGGCCAUACCCCAGGGAGAUCCACACAGGCACAACAAACACUAUCCAAUGGACCUAUCUGUGUACUCAGGCCAUUGUUGAUUUCCUACUCUCCUCUCCUCCAACAAGAUAUCAUUGUCCGCUAUGCGUGGCGGGCUCUGAGUUUGGCUCUCUAUCUGUUGUUCAGAAAUAUAAUUUCUCAAAGACAGAUGGAUUUAUAAAUGUCAAAUGAAGUGAACUAUAUCUAGGGAUAAGGGAUGAAAAUAAGGGAUAGCUGCAGUGCCUUUCUAAUGUCACACAAUCACAUUUGAUCUCAUGGCUGCCUUCGGCACAAACAUGAUUCUCAAGAACAAUCAACUCCAUUUCCAUUGGCGGCAGAAAUAUUGCCUCUGGUGCAAUAUUGCAAAUGUGGGAUCCAAAGAUCCCAAUUAAAUUGAAUUGACUUCCCUUUAGAGAAAAUAAUUCUAUAAUGUCUUGAAUGUACGUAUAUUUGAAGAAUAACAGAAUGACAACAGUUGUUUUUGAAACAAUUGGAACACCUAUUUUGGUCACGGUACAAUAUUGACUAACUAUUUAAUAAAAAAAUGUUAUACAUGUUA